ACACAAAAAUAAUAAACUCAUAUCCAGCCCACAUGAUAACACAUGGCCACUUAGUGAACCAAAUUAUAAUCAAGACUCUAGAUAGUGCCAUUGCUAUCGUAACGCUUCCCGAGAACACCAAGAUACUCGGAUUCCGAAACAAUUCACACCAAGGGCAGUGUGUUUUAUUAUAGUUGAAUAUUGCAAUUUUGUUUUUCAAGUUUCAGUUCUUAGUUUUGGAAAUCCAAAUGCUUGGACACAUAAACAAAAGCAAGUUUUGAAAAAUUCAAAAAUUCUCCGCAAAGGGACAAACGUUUUUGUAUAAAGUUUAUUUCUUUUAAAAACUAAUAUUAAAGGGCUUCUGAGUUUUUGGCGAGAAAUAAAUUCGUUUUUAUUUGUUUAGUUUUGUGUGUUCUUUGAAGUGAUGAAGCAGCUGAAAAUUUGCCAUCGCAAAAGUUUAUUCUUUGUAAAGAAGGAUGUAGUUUUGUAUUUGGGAUUGUUGGUAUUUUUGGAUAUAACCUUGACAUAUGCAAACAUUUCAAGUCACAUCUCAAAGUGCUGUACAGCAGGCACUAAUUAUGCUAAAAGACUUGGCCAUUGCAAUGAUCAUGAUAAUGAAGUCACAGAAAUACCACCACUAUGGCAUGGCUUAUGUUUAUCGGCUCUCGGACUAUGUUGUUCUCGUGAGGAAGAAAGCCUUCAUUGCAUCGCAGGACGUGAAGCAGCCAAUAUGGGAUCAAAAUGCACUGGCGAAGGAAAAUAUAAUACAUCUGCCUACACGUCAUGUUGUAAAUCAUGUCAGAUAGGCCUAGCUGUUUCUGCUGCUGGAAAUAACUGUAGCGAUGCUAUAAAUGCUUUUCUUUCAAAAGAUGAAUCAUUUACAAUAUGCUGCAACCAUGCUCAUUCCGUUGCCAUUGCAGAAACAAAAACGGAAACAGACGAAGAGGGUACUCUUUUUCUAGCUAAUGACGAGGAUAUUUGUGAAAAAGUUGAAAAAACUGUUGGAAAACUUUGUGAGCACUUUUGCGAGAAUACAAGAUCUUCUUAUGUCUGUCGUUGUCACAAAGGCUAUCAGUUAAAUGAAAACGGUGUUACGUGCUCGAAGAUACCUACUCUAGGCCAUGAAGAACAAACAACUGAAGAGCUUUCUGAAGAAACGGAUGAAGAAGAUGAAGAACUUUUAGAAGAGAACGACAUGGAAACGUCUGCAAAUUGCCAUCCAGGAUUUGAGAAAGAUAAAGUAACAGGUAAAUGUAAAGAUAUUGAUGAAUGUUCAAAAGGAACCACCAGUUGUUUGGAUCACGAGUAUUGUUCAAAUACCCCCGGCAGUUACAAAUGCAUUUUUGUAAAAACAUCCAACUGUCAGCGAGGUUAUCGUUUUAAUACAAACACAGAAGAAUGUGAUGACAUUAACGAAUGCCUGGAAGAAAUUGACGAUUGCAAGAGAGACGAUGAAACAUGUUUCAACACACGUGGCAGUUACACUUGUCAAGACAGAUUUUUAAAAAAAUGUCAAGAUGGUUUUAUUUUCUCAGCUGAAACUGGAAAAUGUGAAGAUUACGGACUCACGGAUGACAGCUUAGGUCGAUCCGAUUUGAAUGGAAAAGUUGAGAAAUGCUCUUCUGGAUUCCGAUUAAAACAUGGCAAAUGCAUUGACAUCGACGAAUGUGCAACAGACAAAAACGCUUGCGAUAACAACCAAAAAUGCAACAAUGACAUAGGUGGUUAUCGCUGCGAAUGCAAAAUUGGCUUUAAUAUGGAUACAGUAACCAACGCCUGUGUUGACGUAAACGAAUGCGUGAUCAACAACCAUAAAUGCUUGCCGUCACAGAGGUGUGACAAUACUAUAGGCUCCUAUACUUGUAUAAGAUUGCAAAGCUGUGGCACAGGUUACACUUUAAAUUCUGAAACGGGAAUUUGUGAAGAUGAUGACGAAUGCAAAUUAAGACUUCACACUUGUUCGGUUGGAUAUGAAUGUCGAAAUACAAAGGGAUCAUUUCGAUGUGAUCGCAAACGUACCACGGCUACUACAAAACUGACAACUACUUCAACAACUCCAAUUCCAGUAACUGCUGCGUCAAAAAUUAACUCAUCCGGUCGUAGUUAUUAUCCAUCAUAUGCAACCAACAGUCAACUACAAAGACCGGUUCCAAAUUACCGAUUAAAGCCGCCUUAUUCUAAUGCUUCCGAAACACCUUGUGGAUUGGGAUUUCACAGGAAUCAUAUUGGAGCUUGUGUAGACAUCAAUGAAUGCCAAAUCCCAUCUACAUGUGGAACUCAUCAGCGUUGUUUGAAUACUAAUGGGUCUUAUCGCUGUGAGAAUCUCUUAAAAUGCCGAGGUGGUUUUAAAUCAUCUCCUGAUGGAGUGGCAUGCAUUGAUAUCGAUGAAUGUGCGACAGGUGAACACAGUUGUGUAAAUAAUCAAAACUGCAUCAACCGUUCCGGCGGUUUUAUAUGUACUUGCCCACCUGGCCAUAAGUUGGACUUGAACAAUCGUUGUGUCGACAUAAACGAAUGCGAACAGGAAAAGCCACCGGUGUGUCCAAUGACUUCUACAUGCAUGAACACCUUAGGAUCAUUUUAUUGUGAAUGCAAAAUAGGUUUUAAGAAACACCAUGCCAACUGUGUCGAUGUUGACGAAUGUCAAGAGAUACCCGGUCUUUGUCAGCAAGAGUGCUUGAAUUUUUGGGGUGGUUAUCGAUGUUCUUGUAAUCCGGGUUACGAGCUCGGAAGUGAUAAUCGAACAUGUACCGACAUUGACGAAUGUGAGGUGCAUAAAACAUAUGGAUUGUGCAUGGGAAUAUGUCUAAAUGUUCCCGGUUCAUACGUUUGCAGCUGUCCCAGAGGCUAUAAAUUGUCAGAGGACAACAGAUCCUGUGUGGAUAUUAAUGAAUGUGCAACAGGAAACUUUUGUACAGGACGCAAUGAUGUUUGUACAAAUAUCAGAGGAAGUUUCCGUUGUACAACGAUACGCUGUCCUUACGGUUAUGUCAACGAUGCUGAUCAAAAACAUCGAUGUCGCUUGGCAAAUAAUAUUUGCGAGGGUGAUGAAUGCUUUAGUAAACCUGCAUCGUACACUUACAAUUUUAUCACACUUGUUUCCAAACUUCCUAUUUUGCCCGAAGGUAGAAUCUUGUUUACAUUACGUGGUCCCAGUUGGUAUGAAAAUAUAGAUUUUGAUUUGAAAGUUGUAAGAACUCAAGCGGCAGCUAACAUUGAAAAAGCAACAGAAAAUCAUUUUUCAACAAGAAAACUUGGUCAUCAAGUUGAGCUGAGUCUAAUUCGAGAAUUAGAAGGACCCCAGGAUGUUGAACUGGAAUUGAGCAUGAAUGUUUUUAUGAAUGGACAACCUAAAGGCAAAAGCGUUGCCAAAAUUUUCAUUAUUGUUUCUCAGUAUUCGUUUUAAAUAAUAAAAUUAGUAAUAAAAACAAGCUUUUUUUAAGUGGUAUUUUAAAAA
Molecule: messenger RNA, 3436 nt
Organism: Eupeodes corollae
Lineage: Eukaryota; Metazoa; Arthropoda; Insecta; Diptera; Syrphidae
Product: fibulin-1
Exons: 11
Coding region: 404-3385 (993 amino acids)
Molecular function (GO): calcium ion binding
Source: RefSeq, a predicted model, not a curated record